Molecule: messenger RNA, 1786 nt
Organism: Cinara cedri
Lineage: Eukaryota; Metazoa; Arthropoda; Insecta; Hemiptera; Aphididae
Source: the annotation of a GenBank genome assembly
UAUUAUACCUUCAGGCUUCAUGUGAUGCUUAUAUAUUUAAAAUAAUCGUAUUCGUAAUAAUAAAAGUAUUUUAUUUAGGUAUUAAAUAUUUAUAACAGAUACAAGUAUUAUUUCAUAUCAUAUUUUUUUAUUAUCAAAUAAUAUUUAUAGUACGCUAAAAAUAAGUUUGUUACUAUUUUGACAUCUGUGCAUGUACCUAUAUCUGUAAGUGUUUUGUGUGUUUUAUAAAUCUACAACUAAUUUAAUUAGUUUUAAUUUUUAAAAUGAGUUCCGAUAAGAGCACAAUAAAAUAUUUAUACGAAAAUAUUAUUCAGGAUCAAAUUAUGUGUGUCGAGUAUUUAAGACAAAACAACCUUUUACCUACAAAGGAUGUUAAUAAUAUAGUUUGCUCAAAGGUAAAUGAUGAUGGCAUUAAAUGUGGUGGUCAAUUAUGCGAAAAAGAAACAACUCGUACUAAUGAAAAAAUAAAACAUAUUUCACAAAGCACAUAUGAAAAAAUUGUCAGUUGCUCUAGACAGGAAUGCCAGGCGUCUCAGUCAAUACAAUCAAGAAGCAAAUUUUUUACUUACACAGAUCUCAACGAAAAGUUCCAGAGCAAUUUAUCCCUAACAAACAUAAUGGAACUCAUUUGGUUUUGGGCUCAGAGGAUACCAGUAGAAAGUGUUGUUCAAUUAACAGCUAGAAGUGAACAGUCUAUAAGAGACUGGUAUAACUUAUGCACGGAUGUUACAGUUGAUCAGUAUUAUAAAAGACAGAAAAUGGGCGGUCCCAGUCGUAUUGUACAGAUAAAUGGAUUCCUCUAUCAAAGGACACACAGUUAUGAUCGUGGUAACUAUGACCCAGACAUAAAUGCAUAUGUUGAAAAUUCUGAGGAUGAUACCGCAAGUUCAGAUAAUGGAGAAAAUACAAAUUCCAAUAGUGAUGGUAAUACAGAUGAAGAUAGUGAAAAUAAAGCCCCAUUAGAAAAUAAUCAACAGAGAUUUGAAACUCCCAGACUAAGGCUAGGCCCGUGGAUUUUUGGUUUGUGUUGUGUCCUGGACAGCAACAUUGAAUGUCGAUUUUUCAUAGUCCAAAAUAUGGAUAAACAGACACUAUUACCUAUUAUAAAAAGAGAGGUAGAAAUUGGUACAACAAUCUAUAGUGAACAAUGUCUAGCAUAUAGUACUCUAAAUGAUCAUGGUUUUAUACAUGAAACUGUAAAUCAUAGUUUAGACAUGUUUGAACCAAACACUGGUGCCCAUAUUGAAACUAUUAAGCCAUUGUUAAAGAGGAUAAACAUCAAAUACAACAUUAAAAUUAGGAAGGGCAAUCCUCUAAUACACCGAAAAUUGCAAGAAGAAUGGUGGCGAUCAUGCCACCCAUCUCCAUCGCAAAUAUUUGAAGAAUUUUUAGCAGAUUUAAUGGCAACUUAUGAAAUGUAAAGAAUAUUAACAAUAUUAACGAAUGCAUAAUAUAAAAAUGUUUGAGAUUUUUAUCGAACACAUGGCUUAAAAAUUUAAAAAAAAAUAUGUUGAGAAAACUAAGUACUCAGUAAUAUUAAUAUGAUGUUCAAAAAAGAGUAAAAUAACAAAAUCAAUGUAUCUUACUGUCAUAAAUUUAAUUACUUUAUUAGAAUACAAUUGAAUUUUUACAAUACUCAUAUUUUACUAUUAGUAUUAACUUUCUGAAAAUUUUUAAAAAAUCUAUUUUUUAGAUUAUAUACUAUUUACUCAAUUUUAAAAUAAUCAUUAAUUAUGUGUGUAUAAUUAAGUCAGUGUAUGCAAAAAUUAUUAAAAAAUAUGAUUGA